Messenger RNA from Heterobasidion irregulare TC 32-1, 582 nucleotides. RefSeq lists its product as uncharacterized. The coding region runs from base 1 to 582 and encodes 193 amino acids. The transcript is spliced from 5 exons. NCBI's taxonomy places the organism in Eukaryota, Fungi, Basidiomycota, Agaricomycetes, Russulales, Bondarzewiaceae. The record is from RefSeq and is a predicted model, not a curated record.
AUGGCGGGAGCAAACUAUAUGGGCGGGAAGAGAAAUGCUGCAAAAGCUCGCUCUAAAGACCGGAAUGGCCGAGCACAGAAAGGUCACUUCACGCGGCAACGCUUGGAGAUAUUCCGUAAAAAAUCAGGGAAGCCUAAUCCCAAUCUCCCAUCGGACAAGAGCAGUGCCAUCGACAUCAACUUAGCCCAUGCUCAGAAAGACAUUCUUUCGAGCCGCAUGAAACAUAUGACUCAAGCGCAUACAGUGGGGUCAAACUUCCUUCAGUCAUCAUCUGUUCCAAACCCCCGAACCUUGUCUUCUGUGACUGCUGACAGCAAUCAUAAUAACCAUACGCCGAGAGUCCUGCAGGCCUUGGAUACCAUAGACUUCAUUCAUGCGAAUACUAGAAGUCGAGUUCUGAUGGCCAGCAACCUCGCAGGUCUUCCUAUGCGGACUAGUAUGAAUCAUUCAAACACACUGCAGAAGCCGUCUUCUUGGUCUCGUGAGGCCACGAAAGUACUUUGCGAUACAAAGACCACUCAAAUACGAGGGAAAGCCGGUUUCAGGUAUUUGAAAAGUGGACUUUCUGUUGCAAAGCGCUAA